Rhopilema esculentum is the source of this 1264-nucleotide messenger RNA. RefSeq names its product phytanoyl-CoA dioxygenase domain-containing protein 1. Lineage: Eukaryota; Metazoa; Cnidaria; Scyphozoa; Rhizostomeae; Rhizostomatidae. The record is from RefSeq and is a predicted model, not a curated record.
CGGUGCUGAUCUUUAACUCAAUCAACUUAAUCUCCCAAAACUGCAACAACGGGAUUUGAAAAGAAGAAGACUUUGCUGAUUGAUGUGUUGAUGUAUGAUUUCUGUUAACAUUCUGGAUUGGUCUCUAAAAAUGCUAUCUAAAGAACAAAUUGACGAGUUUCACUCAAAAGGCUAUUUGGUGCUGAAGGACCUGUUCACCCCUGCUGAAUGUGAUGCACUGAUGAAAAGAUGUGGCGAGUUUGUUGAUGAUUUUGAUUUCAGUACACAUCCAAAAUCAGUUUUUUCAACAGUAUCACCAAAAAAUGAUGAUUAUUUUAUGGCCAGUGUAGACAAAAUAAGAUUCUUCCUUGAGGAUGGAGUUUUGGAUGAAAAAGGUAACUUAAACAGAAGCAAGCAUCUGGCAAUAAAUAAAAUGGGUCACGGCUUCCACUAUCUUGAUCCCAUUUUCAAAAAUAUGACUUUUGACAAGAGAAUACAGAAUAUAAUCAAGUCCCUAGAAUUUAAGAAGCCAAAGAUCCCACAAAGUAUGUACAUCUUCAAGCAACCUAAAAUUGGCGGAGUCGUCACCCCGCACCAAGAUGCGACGUUUUUGAUGACAAAACCCUCGAAGGUGGUCGGGGUAUGGAUAGCCUUAGAGGAUGCAACGCUUGAAAAUGGAUGCUUGUGGUUUAUACCUGGCUCUCACACAAAGCAGGUCACACGAAAGAUGAUAAGAAACCCGGAAGGUACAUCUCCACCCACUAUAUAUGUUGGGAAAGAAGAGGAUUACGACAUGUCAAAGUUUAUUCCUGCUGAAGUCACCAGAGGUUCAUGUGUUCUUAUUCACGGAGAAGUUGUUCAUAAAAGCGAGCAAAACACGUCAGAUCGGUCUCGACAGAUUUACACGUUUCAUAUCUACGAAAGCGAUCAAACAGAGUGGACAAAAGAGAAUUGGCUUCAACCCACAGACGAGCAUCCUUUUCCAUUAUUAUACACAAAUGAAGACUAAGGACAAACUUUCUCCAAACAAGGACCCAUUGAUUCGCAAAUUUUCACAAUCUAUAAUAAAGCUUUUAACAAAUUAAAAAAUUUUUUGCAAAAAUUUUCCCUUUUAUCUACUUUUUAAAGUACCAUUGUCUAGGCUUUGUUUCAGCUAUUGCUUAACUUAAUCACACAAAAUUUUUAUCGGUAAUAAAAUUGAACAGAAUUUAGAUCAGCUUCUAAAUAACUGAAUAUCAUAUUUUCGCUUGUGGCUAGUUUCGUAGAUUAUUAUAUAGGUUUUUCA